Melanotaenia boesemani (Boeseman's rainbowfish) is the source of this 2251-nucleotide messenger RNA. Its product is annotated as beta-1,3-galactosyltransferase 2-like. The record is from RefSeq and is a predicted model, not a curated record. Gene Ontology annotation, cellular component: membrane. Lineage: Eukaryota; Metazoa; Chordata; Actinopteri; Atheriniformes; Melanotaeniidae. Gene Ontology annotation, molecular function: N-acetyl-beta-D-glucosaminide beta-(1,3)-galactosyltransferase activity. The coding region runs from base 122 to 1261 and encodes 379 amino acids. The transcript has 2 exons.
UAAAGUGUGGUAGUUAGGCUGUCUUACGUUUGCACUGAUUCAGUGGAGGAUCAGCUUCUGGCUUUUUUGACUGAAAAGCAGCAAAUAGGGAGCAAUUAAAGCAACAAGGAAGCAGGCAGUCAUGGAGGAUCAAAAGACAGGCUUAGGUGGAAAUGGACUAAAAAGACAAUCUGUUGAGAGCCAGUGCUGUCAGAAGAAGCCUUCACUCCACUUCUGGUUUAUUUUCCUGCUUCUGCUUUGUCUCCUGGUCUUCAUUUUGUGUUUUUACCUGUCCAACGGCUCUUUGUCGUGGUGGAGAUUUCCACUGCACAGACACUACCAAUGGUUUUUCAACAAGUCCAAUCAAAUUAAUGUGUCAGUUCAUCCAAAGUACGAAGUUAUCAUUCCUGAAAUCUACGAAACCACAGACCCUCCUACUCUGCGACCUAAAAGUAUCCAGUACCACCAAGCCUAUCCACGCAACUACCAUUUUAUAAUUGAUAACCCAGAGACUUGCCAAAAAGAAACCCCUUUCCUGGUCCUGAUGGUUCCAGUAGAACCAAGUAACGUUCAAGCUCGGUAUGCAAUCCGGCAGACAUGGGGAAAUGAAAGCCUGGUUCAGGAGAAGUUGGUGGCCACUUUGUUCAUGUUGGGUCGAUCUGGUGAAGAUGAUUCUGAGAAGCUGAAACAGGAGAAUUUACAGCAUCAUGACUUGAUCCAGAGUGACUUCAUGGACACGUAUGUUAAUCUGACCAUCAAAACCAUGGUGAUCAUGGACUGGUUGACCACACGCUGCCGUAAUGCAACCUACGCCAUGAAGAUUGACUCUGACAUGUUUCUGAACAUUGACAAUCUGGUGAUCAUGCUACAGAAAGCAGAAAUCCCCACGAAGGAAUACCUGACAGGGAUGCUUAUGUGGAACAGGCCAGUAGUCCGUUCAAAGGAUUCAAAGUGGUAUGUUCCAGAGGAGAUGUUCCUUGAUUCUGAAUACCCAACAUACACUCUGGGAAUGGGAUAUAUCUUUUCCAAUGAUCUUCCAGAGAAAUUUGUAAAUGUCUCAAAAGAUAUAAAACCUUUUAACGUAGAGGAUGCUUAUAUUGGAGUGUGCAUGAAAAAGCUAGGACUUUCACCCACAUCUCCACCCAAUCCGUCCCAGUUCAAGACUUAUAACACAAAGUACAACCGCUGUGAGUACUCGCAGAUAAUCACCUACAUUCUUGGAUCUCCACAAGAGUUGGUGAACUAUUGGACAGAUUUAAAGAAGCCUGGACCACACUGUUAGGAUGAUAUAUUAUAUAGAAGCACUGAGAAAUUGAUUGAAAGAGUUGGUUUAUUUAUAGUAAAAGAGACACUUUAUGGCGAGCAAAAUGCACUGUAGUACAAAAAGAAAACUUUAAAAAGAUAAAGUUUUCUCCAGAAGUCAGGAAAGUGGGAAUAGUUUUCAUGGUUAUAUCCCUUUUUGUGUUCUAAUGAUUUUAAACAUUAUGUACAAAAGCAGCUUCCAUUAUUGAAACAAUGACAAGUAAAUAAUAUAAGGUCUAAUAAAAUAAUUUCCAGGAAUCAUGUGCUAGAAUAAAAGUUGUAUCAUGUUGGCUGUCUUCAGAGCACACAGGAUGUUUUGAUGAGUGAAAUCUAAUUGUCUUUCAUGUUACACAACAGGUAUGUAAUGUCUGGGACUUUUUCUGUUGUUUUAAACUUCCUUGCCAGGGAACAAUUGCAUUAUAUAUAAAGAACAUCAUGUCCUGGGACAAGAUGUUCACAGACUACUGGCCUGUGUCCUGGUACACCCUUGGACAGUAAACUGCAAAAUGCAGAAAGAAAGAAAAAGAAAUAAUUAAAAUAAACCACUGAAAGAACUGUGUAAUUUGAGUUAAAUGUACUGUAUGUAGCUCAUUAUGAGAACUGGACAUGCUAUGCUGUUGACACUGAGAACAAGGUGACCUCUAGUGGUGGAGAAAGCUUAUUACAGUAGAGAUAUGUGGCUGAUACCUUUAAUAAGGAAAUAUAUUCUAGUAAAACUAACCGUAGGCAUCUUUUAAGAAACUGAGAUCAACUAAAACUGUACUCUCAAAUUUAAUGAACCCUUAUUAACCAUUUUAGUUAUGUUUGCAAAAGAAAUAAUUAUACGACCAACAGGUAGCCUCCUGUCUCUUUUACAUUAUUAUGAUAAUGAUAUUUUAUUUUAUGUAUAUGAAAAAAAUUUAUUUAUUUAUUUUUAUUUACAGUAGUUAUUGAACACACAAGUUCAAUAGUAAUACCAACACUACAUAUC